AUGGGCGCGAGGAAGUUCAGCGUCAUCAGCAUCCCGCCGCUGGGCUGCAUCCCGUCGCAGAGGCUGCGCCGGCUGAAGCAGCUGGGAACGCAGGGCUGCUUCGACCCGCUCAACGACCUCUCGCUGCGCUCCUACCCGAUGCUCGCCGGGAUGCUGAAGCAGCUGAGCUACGAGCUGCUCGACAUGGCCUACUCCCUUGCCAACGCCUACGCCAUGGUCUCCUUCGUCUUCGAGAACCCGCGGACCGACGCCUGGAACUUCACGGACCUGGAGGCGGCGUGCUGCGGCGGUGGCCCGUUCGGGGCGGCGUUCGCGUGCAACGAGACGGCGCCGGUGUGCGCCAACCGCGACGAUUACCUGUUCUGGGACGCCAACCAUCCCGCGCAGACGAUCUUCGCCGGCAACCAGACCUUCGUCAACCCCAUCGACGUCAGGGAGCUCGCAAUGCUGUGA
Messenger RNA from Miscanthus lutarioriparius, 453 nucleotides. The record is from the annotation of a GenBank genome assembly. NCBI's taxonomy places the organism in Eukaryota, Viridiplantae, Streptophyta, Magnoliopsida, Poales, Poaceae.